Amblyraja radiata (thorny skate) is the source of this 3726-nucleotide messenger RNA. RefSeq names its product E3 ubiquitin-protein ligase rnf213-alpha-like. The record is from RefSeq and is a predicted model, not a curated record. The transcript is spliced from 12 exons. The coding region runs from base 115 to 3456 and encodes 1113 amino acids. Gene Ontology annotation, molecular function: ubiquitin-protein transferase activity; ATP hydrolysis activity. NCBI's taxonomy places the organism in Eukaryota, Metazoa, Chordata, Chondrichthyes, Rajiformes, Rajidae.
AUCGGCGGUGGGAGACUGGUCUCCGGGACACGGCGGAGGCUGCGACGUCCUCCUGCAACCCUACGCCCGCAGGGGCCGGAGCCCAGGCCCGGCUGCCCCGGGACAGUCCCAGGAAUGGCACAAGUUCAUGAAAAGACUGAAGUCCCAAAUUUAUUAACAUCAGAGAAUGUUAAUCUGGAGGUGUCGUCCACCAUUCAGCCAGCCGGUGAGAGUGAAGCGUCUUUACAGGAAGCAGAGAAUGCUUGUGAAAUGCAGUGUGACCAAAAUCCAGUCCUGUCACCCAAAAGAGCAAAUGAACAUGAAACUCACAAACCGCAGCGGAAGCAGAGAAAAAAACUGAAUAAACGGAGUCUAACUGAUGCAUGUGAAGUGACUACCUCAGCUUCUCAUCUUGAGCAGAUUCUUUCAGAGAGUGAACACACGGACACUGAAACAACACAACACAGUAAAAUUGAUAAUAAAACCACUGAUUAUUUUGCUGACACUGAAGAUGUGGCCAAUUUUCAAAAGUCGACCAGUGGAAAUGAUAAUCUAGAAGAUGCUGUAGGUGAUGACCAUUCCCCCAAGUCAACGGACAAGAAUCAAAUGCCAGAUAGUUACAGUUCAGUCAAAGAAGAGCCAAAUUCAGGCUUGGAAUCAUCCAAAAGUGGCAUUAUACCCAGUGAGAACGAAGAUCAAGGUGCUAUAGCUACUGUAGAGAAGCCAGCACCUCACCCACAGAAGAAAAAGUCAACUGAUUCAAAGGAGGGUAUAAUUUUAACACUGGAAAAACAAAAGGAGAACAAUGGUAAUGUUGAAUCAGCAAAGGAAGUUCAUGGAGGCAAAUCAGAAGCUGCAAAAGAUAAUGCUGGAAGUGACCUUGAGUGUACAGGAGCCAGCAAAGAAAAGAUUUGCAAUCAACAGAACACAAAGAAGGAAGAGAGCAUUCCACUUACUAAGCAGAGAAAAAAACUGAAUAAACGGAGUCUAACUGAUGCAUGUGAAGUGACUACCUCAGCUUCUCAUCUUGAGCAGAUUCUUUCAGAGAGUGAACACACGGACACUGAAACAACACAACACAGUAAAAUUGAUAAUAAAACCACUGAUUAUUUUGCUGACACUGAAGAUGUGGCCAAUUUUCAAAAGUCGACCAGUGGAAAUGAUAAUCUAGAAGAUGCUGUAGGUGAUGACCAUUCCCCCAAGUCAACGGACAAGAAUCAAAUGCCACACAGUCACAGUUCAGUCAAAGAAGAGCCAAAUUCAGGCUUGGAAUCAUCCAAAAGUGGCAUUAUACCCAGUGAGAACGAAGAUCAAGGUGCUAUAGCUACUGUAGAGAAGCCAGCACCUCACCCACAGAAGAAAAAGUCAACUGAUUCAAAGGAGGGUAUAAUUUUAACACUGGAAAAACAAAAGGAGAACAAUGGUAAUGUUGAAUCAGCAAAGGAAGUUCAUGGAGGCAAAUCAGAAGCUGCAAAAGAUAAUGCUGGAAGUGACCUUGAGUGUACAGGAGCCAGCAAAGAAAAGAUUUGCAAUCAACAGAACACAAAGAAGGAAGAGAGCAUUCCACUUACUAAGAGAAAAAAACUGAAUAAACGGAGUCUAACUGAUGCAUGUGAAGUGACUAUCUCAGCUUCUCAUCUUGAGCAGAUUCUUUCAGAGAGUGAACACACGGACACUGAAACAACACAACAAAGUAAAAUUGAUAAUAAAACCACUGAUUAUUUUGCUGACACUGAAGAUGUGGCCAAUUUUCAAAAGUCGACCAGUGGAAAUGAUAAUCUAGAAGAUGCUGUAGGUGAUGACCAUUCCCCCAAGUCAAUGGACAAGAAUCAAAUGCCAGAUAGUUACAGUUCAGUCAAAGAAGAGCCAAAUUCAGGCUUGGAAUCAUCCAAAAGUGGCAUUAUACCCAGUGAGAACGAAGAUCAAGGUGCUAUAGCUACUGUAGAGAAGCCAGCACCUCACCCACAGAAGAAAAAGUCAACUGAUUCAAAGGAGGGUAUAAUUUUAACACUGGAAAAACAAAAGGAGAACAAUGGUAAUGUUGAAUCAGCAAAGGAAGUUCAUGGAGGCAAAUCAGAAGCUGCAAAAGAUAAUGCUGGAAGUGACCUUGAGUGUACAGGAGCCAGCAAAGAAAAGAUUUGCAAUCAACAGAACACAAAGAAGGAAGAGAGCAUUCCACUUACUAAGGGUGAAGAUUCAGGUACUGAUAAUAAAAAGAAACGGCUUCAACAGAGUGAGAAAAAAAGACCGGAGCAGGAAUGCAAGACCGCGGAGGAAAAACAUAUUGAUAAACCUUCGGAAAGCCCAAAGCAGGAAAGUAACAAGGAAUUGUCAAUGACAACAAUAAGCAAUAGUGCUGCUGCGGAUAAAACAUCAUUAAGCAGGAAGGAAAAAAAACAGCAAAAAAAGCAUUCAAAGGAAAUUACUUCUGUCUUAAGUUACACAAAUUUAAAACCUGAAGAAAUGGUUUCCAUUUACUUCCAUGCAAUACUGUCAAAGGAUUUUAAAUUCAAUCCAUGUAAAGAUAAAGUAUUUAUAAGAUCAGGAAGUCUUGCUGAUGACUGGGACACAAACAUAUUGGAAAUGAAUGUAACUAAGGAUUUAGGAGAACAUGGAUACUUAAUUGAAGGGUGCCAUUCUGUUCACAAAGACAAGAUUCAAAAACAACAUCCAUAUAAAUAUGCAGUUAUAAGGGACAAUAUAAUGCAGUACGAAUUUAUUUAUAAGUCUGACUCACCAAAAGAUUGUAUCAUAAAUCGCUGCUUAGUUAUAAACCAACAUUUCCUUUAUGAAAGAGAGUGGCAUCAGUACGAUGAUAUUAUCUGCGCACCACACGAUAAAGGUUGGGCAGAUAAAUUACUUGAUUUCAUCCGAAGUGAAAAAAAUGAUAUAAAAAGAGGAAAACAACUAGCAGGUGAAAUCAUGGUGGAUUCGAUAUUUGAUAUUCUUACACCUUGGAAUGAAAAGAAUUUGAAGAAUUUCCUGCGACAGCUACGGCAAUUCUAUGAAGUAUAUAAAAAUCCUAUGGUUUUUGAAAGAAGGCCAGUUACUUGGUUUUCUCUUUCCUUUGGGAUGAAAGACGUUCAGGAUAUUCUGAAAGAUGCUUUAAAGAAAAUGGCUAGACGUCCAAAUAAUCAAGUUUCAGAAACCAAGACGCAUGAUGUGCAAAGCCGCCUACGAACUGGCAUUCUAAUAUUGGUCCUGUCUGAAGCAUAUGGUCUUGAAUGGUUAAAUUCUGAACUGGCUGAAGUUUGUGAUUUUUUUAGUGUACAACAAUUAUCAGCAAAUAUCAUCACCGUGGAAUUCAAGACUCUCAAAGAAAGUUUCUAUUUUGAACAAAGGAUUACAACAAUACUAAAGCAGAUGAUGGUUAGAUGUAUCGACAACAAAAUAAUAGGAUGGGUGCAAGUGAUUCCGGUUCUGCAUUUAUUUGGUUUUUCAUCCAAUAUAGUGAGCCCAAUUUUUUUUGGAUUAUAGUCAGACUGAAGACAGCUGGGCUGGACUUGAUGGGCUUCCUUUUAUUAUUUUUAGGCAAAACAUUUAUGACACAGUCCAAAGGGAGCUACUUGAACUCAUGAGCAAAAGUAAGCAUUUAAUGGAAGUAGAUCGACUUUUAGCUCGUUCUUGGUUUACCUUAUUGCCAUCAAAAGCUUUGCCAGAUUACUUGAUGAUGAUUACACCUAAUCUGCUCGAUGUUCUGCAAGGAAUCAUUCAUAGAUUGAAGACUAGAUCUAUUUCAAUGGAGGU